ACCGCGGCGCCCAUGCCAAUUUGCCAUGCCCCACAAGGACGAGGGGACACAGGCGCGGCGGUUUUUUUAGUGGCAAAACACGGACGGACACCGUCCCAAACACCGCGACUCCCGAGUAAAGCCCUGCCUGCUCCCCCCCUGCGCUUCGUCUCCUCCCACUCUGACCUCGCGCAGCGCUCGCCUCCCUCUCCGUCCCUCUCCUCCACCUUCCCUCCCCCAAACCCCUGUGCACGGAGGGUGGUGGGAGAGGGUGCAGGGGGCAGGGCGGUGAGAAAACCCUAGCGCGCUCUCGCGCGUGAGCGAGCGUGGCGGAGGCCAUGGACGCGGCGCGGAGGGAGAGGAGGCACCACCGGAAGGCUGCUGUCGGGGCGGCGGCGGCGGGAGCGGGGGGCGUUGGUGGCGUGGGAGGAGGAGCGGCGGCGGCGGCGCGGGCGGCGUAUGGGGACGUGUUCGGCGGGCCGCCGCGCUUCGCGGCGCCGUUCGGGGGCGCGCCGCUGGACUACGCCGAGGUGUUCGGCGGCGUCGCCGCGACCUGCUCCAUCCCGUACCUCGACCUGCCGCCCGCGCCCACCGGAGGCGGCGCCGGCGCUGGCGGUUUCUUCGCAUGCCGCGGGAAGGGGGACUACGGGGAGAUCUUCGGCCGCUUCGACUUCGCCGACUUUGCGUUGCCGUACGAGGACCUCUUCGGCGCGCCGCAGCCCGAGCCCGUGCCAGAGGCUGCCAGGGAGGCGGACCCGGAGAUCGCCUCGUCGUCCAGCGGGAGCUCCACCAGCAGAUCAUCGUUUAAAAAAGAAUCCAGCCAGCUGGAGGAUGAGCCUUCUAUACUUCCUCAACACUAUCAAAAUCUGGAUCAUCGUCAGCACUUUAAAGACCAUAAGUUUUCUCCAAUAUCCUUCUCUCCAGACACAGAAAGUCCGCAGUUUGUGAUAUCAUAUAACAAAACUACUGAGAGGAGACCUGAUGAUCUAAUUGAGAUGACGACCUGCACAGCUAAACCUUCGUUGGACUUUGUGAUUGAUUCUCGCAAUUUGUCACAUGAUCCAGCAAUCAAUCAUGUUUCAAGAAUUGACAAUGGCACAAUGGCCAAUGAUGAUAAUAAUAAGAACCCAAGCUCUGCUAACACGAGUGUGCGGAGUCCUGAGAGUGAUUUUGCAGUUGAUCAGAAGCAGCAAAGUCCAUCAUGGACACCUAUUUCUGGAAGUAUAUCAGCAAAUGAAAGCCACAAAAACUCUGAUAUUCAUUCAACACGCAGUACUUUAAUGCCUCCUGAUUAUGCAUUUCUUCGGGUAUCUGACAGUGAUGCACAGACACAACCAAUCAAAGUACAGCCAAUAUUGAGGCAGCAACCUAAACUGCUCAACAAGAAAGAGAGUGCAGCUAAAGGAUGCGUCAAUAUUGUAAACCACAAUUGCUCUCCAACUUCUGCUGCACAUACCACUUCAAGUAGCAACAUACCUCAUACUGACAAGAAAGUAGAUGCCAAUCCAACUUCUGCAUCAGCAGCUAUGAAGGAGGCAAUGGAUUUUGCUGAAGCUAGGUUAAAGGCUGCAAAAGCUUUGUUAGAGGGAAAAGGUGACAGUUUUAAAUUGCGGAAGAAGCCAAGUCAUCUUAGAAGCACAAGGUCUAUGGAAAUCAGGUCUCCUAUUUCUGUAGAUGCCGAUGCUUCCGAACAAAAACUAUCGGUGAAAAAGUCAUCGAAAGAAGAAAAGAACACUGAUGAUUCUUUGUUUGACAAGCAUAGAAAGUUAAAUGCAGUCAGAUUAGAUCAUUUUGAUGACAAUGGGAAAAAGGCACUUCCAUUGGAGAAGCCUCAGCACAUGUUGCAACACUGCACUGAGUCCUGUCAAACUUCCAGUAAACUAGAGAAACUAGGCAACUGGAAGUCAGGUAAUGACUUUUUUGAGUUAUCUGGAGAUGAUCAGAAAUGCAGAACUGAUGAAGCCACAGAGGGAGGUGAUAAAUGCAAGCAAACGGAUCCCAUUACUAGUGUCAUCAAUGAUCAGAGGGAAACUGAAUUCAAUGCAGCAGACUCUGACCUGGACAGGUAUGAAAAACUAUGGGAGGUUAAUGAUGGCAGGAAUGUGGGGGUGAAACAUGUAAAUCUGAGGGAGAACAAGACGGCUCCAGUGGACAAAGAUAGGGUGUCUGUGAUUUUAGAACCUUCUACAGAAAAUAUGGCACACCAAGAGACUCAUAAUUCAAUUGGUGAGAGACUUGUAACACUGGAAAAUGCUAAGGAAUGCCAUGAUACUGAUAAAUGUCUUGAGCUUCCUACAAGUGGAGCCUCCACAAAGCUGGAUGUCUUCAAGGACGUGUCAGGUUCAUUACCAGAGGCUUGCUCACCAGUAAAUGCCAGUGAUCUUAGUGGCCAUGGUAAUAUUAGUCCAAAUUUAAGUCCAUUAGCAGGAACAUCACAAGAGGACAGAAACAGUAAACUGGCACCAGAAGUAUUUAGGGAUAGCAGGAUGCAACACACUUUUCUGAGUAAUGAAAAGUUACAGGAAUCCUCAGAUGUGUCUAAUGUUGCUAUUUCCCAGGGAAGUAACAUUAAAUCAUUGAUUUUAGAAGAACUUAAAGAAUCUGAUGUAUGUGAUGCUUUCACGAGGGGACCUAAUAGAAUUGAGCAGGAAGCUGAAACUUAUGGAAGAGAAAAAUUCAGCUUUAGUGAUGGAUCGCUCUUGCUGCCAUCACACUUCCAUAACAAAGGUGCCAAGAUAAAUUUAGUCUCUGAAAAAGUACAGAAAGUCGAAAUUGAUAAGAAAGUUGGUCCAUGUGCACACCCUGAAGUAACAAUUGUGGAUCUGGAUGCUGAUUGCCCUAAAGAUGCGAAUAAUGUUAUUCUACAAAAUGAUAACUUUGCAGACCCAGAAGAAUCAAACAUGCUGAAUGUAUUUGAGGUAGCUAGCAAGUUGAUCAAAAGAGAACUGGAUCAAGAAAUGCAUGGGUCAUUAGGGCAUGGUGAAGAGGAAAACAUGGAAGAAGGAAUGGAUGCAUUUGUCUCUGAUAUUAAUGGCAAAGAUGCAGAUGAAACCGCAUUAGAAAAUAGUGAGUGGACAGGUACUGAAGAAGGAUCUGCUCGCGUUAACCAGGAGGACCAAAAUUCAUCUGGAAGCACCAACAGAGGAAAAAAUGAUGUAGAUGCAAAUCGCGAUACAACUUGUGAUGAAGUUGGAUCUGAACCCCUUUCAGGUGAUGAAGUUGUCAUCAAAGCUACAAUUGAUAGCAUCAGAGGGGUUUCCAGCAGAGGAGAAAGAGAAUUACCAACAGAAAGGUCUACAUGUGAAGAUCAUAGGAAGGCAAGCAUAAUGGAAGAAAAAGAUACUACAGCAAGGAUAUCAAAGGCAGAACAUGUACCAUCUCCCUUGGAGACGAUGUGUGGUGUAACUAACUCUGCUGAAGCUCCCACAUCAGUAGAGAACAUGACAAGAGCAGAUAGUGCAUGUGAGAAGGAUAAAGGGCCUUCUCAAAGAGUACAAGAGAAAAAGGAAAACGAAAGGAUAUUGGAGAAAGAAAGAGAACUUGCUGAGGAGAAGGAAAGAAGGAAAUUGGAGAAAGAAAGAGAACUUGCUGAGGAGAAAGAAAGAAGGAAAUUGGAGCAAGAAAGAGAACUUGCUGAGGAGAAGGAAAGAAGGAAAUUGGAGAAAGAAAGAGAACUUGCUGAAGAGAAGGAAAGAAUGAAAGAGAAGGAAAGAAUGAAAUUGGAGAAAGAAAAAGAACUUGCCGAAGAGAAGGAAAGAAGGAAAUUGGAGAAAGAAAGAGAACUUGCUGAAGAGAAGGAAAGAAGAAAAUUGGAAGAGGCAGAAAGGGAGAGGGAGCGUAAAAAGGAUAGGCUUGCUGUUGAAAGAGCGACAAGAGAAGCACAUGAGAGAGCAUUUGCUGAAGCUCGUGAAAAGGCAGAAAAGAUGACUGUGGAAAGAAUUACUGCUGCACGGCAACGGGCAUCUGCAGAGGCCCGAGAGAAAGAAGAGAGAGCAAGUGUUCAAGCCGCUGCUGAAAGGGCUACUAGAGAAACUAGGAUAAGAGCAGAACGUGCGGCAGUUGAGCGAGCAACUGCUGAAGCUCGGGAGCGGGCAAUAGAAAAGGCAAAGGCUGAGAAGGCUCUCGCAGAGGCAAGAGAACGGAGGGAACGAUACAAAUCCUCUUUCAAGGAGAGUUUUAAGUCCAGCAAUCAGGAUAUUCGACAGGAGUCACAAUUUCAGAGGGCAACUUCUUGUAAUUUCAUUCGAAACCCAGAUUCCGGCAACAGAGUGGCUGAGGUUGAGUCCGCCUUAAGACAUAAAGCAAGAUUAGAGAGGCAUCAACGCACAGCUGAGCGUGUGACAAAAGCGCUUGCUGAGAAGAACAUGCGGGACCUGCUAGCUCAAAGAGAGCAAGCAGAGAAACAUAGGCUUUCUGAAUUCCUGGAUCCUGAGAUCAAGAGAUGGUCAAAUGGGAAGGAAGGAAAUCUGAGGGCCUUGCUGUCCACAUUGCAAUAUAUUCUUGGUGCUGACAGUGGCUGGCAACCAGUGCCACUAACAGAUCUCAUUACAGCUGUUGCUGUGAAGAAAGCUUACAGGAAGGCAACCCUUUGUGUCCAUCCAGAUAAAUUGCAGCAAAGGGGCGCUACAAUCAGACAGAAAUACAUCUGUGAGAAGGUUUUUGAUCUUCUUAAGGAUGCUUGGAACAAGUUCACAUCAGAGGAGCGCUAGGGUGGAAGCAAAGCGACCGCUUAUUUUGAGGCAGGCGAUUCGUUAUUAGUAUAUUUAUAUAGCGACAUCGUUAGUUUCUUCAUUCAAAAUUGAUGUAAAUAUGCAGUUGUAGCCUAGAUGUCCGUCAGAAACAGCGCAAAUGAUGCUGGUUAUUACCUUUACUCAGAAUCAGUUCAGCAAAAAGAGCUCCAUUGCUCCUGCUCAUGCAAUUCGCCGAGUAGCUGCUGCGGCAGCACUUUCACCUA
Messenger RNA from Sorghum bicolor (sorghum), 4933 nucleotides. RefSeq names its product titin homolog. The transcript is spliced from 8 exons. Lineage: Eukaryota; Viridiplantae; Streptophyta; Magnoliopsida; Poales; Poaceae. Gene Ontology annotation, biological process: clathrin-dependent endocytosis; clathrin coat disassembly. Gene Ontology annotation, molecular function: clathrin binding. The record is from RefSeq and is a predicted model, not a curated record. Gene Ontology annotation, cellular component: intracellular membrane-bounded organelle; vesicle; cytoplasm. The coding region runs from base 318 to 4688 and encodes 1456 amino acids.